Messenger RNA from Scylla paramamosain (green mud crab), 3713 nucleotides. Its product is annotated as protein SpAN-like. Lineage: Eukaryota; Metazoa; Arthropoda; Malacostraca; Decapoda; Portunidae. Gene Ontology annotation, biological process: proteolysis. Bases 148 to 2736 code for a protein of 862 amino acids. The transcript is spliced from 17 exons. Gene Ontology annotation, molecular function: metalloendopeptidase activity; zinc ion binding. The record is from RefSeq and is a predicted model, not a curated record.
UGUAUACCAUCUGAGGUCUUAAAUUAUGCGAGUCCCUACAUCAUUAAGUACAGGUGGUUUACCCCCUCGCUUCCCGCCAACUCUCAGCCUCGCCAGACAAGUGUGCCUGUCGACUGAGGCAAGCAUGGCAUUUAAAACCAGGGAUAUAUGUUGCAUUUCGGUCAAACACACACAACACGGCACAGGCUCAUGGACUCUGGACUCAACAUGAUGCCCUUGCUCACUGGGGUGGCGAUACUCUUCGUCGUUCAUACCAGUGCAAGUUCUCCGCCUCAGACUCAAUCGAGCAGUACCACCCGGCCAACGCCUAUCAUUGAUGACCAGGCUGUCGCAAACGUGACGGUGACACCGACACCUAUUAUUGAGGAUCAGGCGAAUAUAAAGGAUCACACAAGCAUCAUGGACAGCACGCAUGAAGAGCGAGAGAAAAGCCGGGAAGAUCAUUUGAAAUUGACUCGCAACUUCCUGGAAACCAACCCGGAGAGAGUAGAGGAUCACUGGAUGCACGAAGGGGACAUGCUGCUGACGCCGGAGCAGUGGCAAGCCAUCACGGGGAGGAAGGUGACUGGUAAUGUGUUCAGAAGAUGGCCAAAGAAUGCAGUUACAGGCCUCGUUAACGUCCCCUUUUUAUUCGCUGACAAUGAGGUGGAUCGAAGGGCGGUGUUCGCGGCAAUCAAUCACUGGGAGACGCACACCUGCAUACGAUUUCAUCUAACAGACAACACUGCACAGCCACACCUCCGCUUCAUGAAAGGACAAGGGUGUUACUCUUACGUGGGUCUCGUCUUUCAAACCGGCCAGGAUGUGUCAAUAGGAGAAGGAUGUACUAGGCUUGGCAUUGUGGUGCAUGAAAUUGGCCACGCGUUGGGAUUUUAUCACGAGCAGAGCCGCCCAGAGCGAGAUGAUCACGUGUACAUCAACACUGACAACAUUCUGGGAAACUAUCGCUCUAACUUCGACAUCGUACAUGCCAUUGAAAACUACAGCGUAGCUUACGAUUUGAGCUCUGUGAUGCACUACAGAUCGAAGGCUUUCUCAGCUAAAGGGAAUACGACCAUAGCCACCAAAAACCUGCGGUAUCAAAGUGUUCCCGGGCAGCGGGACGGGUUGAGUCACAGAGAUAUUCUCCUCGCCAACAUGAUCUAUGGCUGUACUGAUACGUGGCUGAAAAACUGUAAUCGUUCCUCCGAAAUUUGCCAGAACGAAGGCUUUACGGGAAGGGACUGCAAGUGUGUGUGUCGCUCGGGAACCUCCAGCCCAAACUGCGCCAAAGUUACGUUUGACUACUAUAAUAACCUUCUGCAGGAAUACACAGAGGUCGUCACGAAUGGGACAGUCAUUACGUCGCCAAAUUAUCCAAGCGAGUAUGAGAGAGGUCUUAAACGCAUUACCAAUAUCAUCGCCCCGAAAUGCUUCCGGCCAAAGAUCACCUUCAGCUACUUCCGCCUGUAUCCCAGACGCCCCUACUGCGGCGGGUACUCCUGCUGUUAUUUCGACUCCCUUGAGAUUCGCACUGAAGCCCCUUAUAGUCAAGGCGCCGUCUAUUGUGAUCAAGACAUCACCGCUGGACAGUCUUUUUCUGCCACGGGAAGACAGCUGGUUCUGUAUUUCGAGACCAUGAGCAGCUAUUAUCGCGGAUGGGCGGCCAACGUCACUUUCAUACCAGCUUCCUCCUCGAAUUGCCCAAAUGAUGUCACAGCUGGCCCUUCAACUCCAACCACUACUGCUGGCGCAACAACAACCGUAGCAACCGAAGCAAAUACUGGUACUAAAAUAACAGUAACCACAGUUCCUACCACACUCUCCACCACGCAUAUUAGCACAGGGACCACAACCACAGGGACCACAACCACAGGGACCACAAACACAGGGACCACAACCACAGAGAUCACAACCACAAGGACCACAACCACAGGGACCACAACCACAGGGACCACAACCACAGAGAUCACAACAACGUCUGCAGGCACAAUUCUUACCACAACCGAAACAUCCCUUCCCACUGACGGAGCCACCAGACGGCGGUGUUUGCUUCAGCACCUGGACGGCCGCUACUACUGGACUUCACCCAACUAUCCUGAUCCUUAUCCCAACCAUAUCCACUGCGGGCUGAGAGUAAUAUCGGAUGGCGGCAAGAUUGUGGUCAGGCUGCUUGAUUUCGACCUCCAGCCCAGGGAAUUACGCGUCUGCCACGACAAGUUGACCAUAGUAGCUUUGUACGACCAUGAAACUGAGCUAUGUAACACGCUUAAAUGGAGUCAGAGGGUUCACGUCUCGGCAUCGUUCUUUUACAUCAAGUUCUCGACGGACGAUAGAAUAGUCCGCCGCGGCUUCAACAUCAGCAUUGAGGGAGUCAGUUCGAGCUGCCACAAGACUAUCCAAGAGACUGCUGACUCCCAAGGUGUGAUCGAAUUGCCAGGCCUAUCUUAUUAUGAGAAGAAAGAAGAGCAUUGUGAAUACCGCGUCCAGGCACCUGAAGGCUAUCAAGUAAAGCUUACCGCACUCAAAUUAAGUACAGAUACAUCCAAAGGCUGCUGGAAAGAAUAUGUCUUGAUCAACCUGCACGGAGAGAGAAACUACCCGGCAGUAUCGAGCAUCAUUUACUGUGGAAGCCAAUACUACCAAGAGAUGAGCCACGUGACCACUGGGGGAGUGCUCUCUGUAGUCUAUAAAGGGAAGAACACAAUCACCAGAGGCAUGCGAGCCACCUAUUCCAUCACGGCAGACAUCUCGUAACGCAUUUUCUUCCUUAGCGUGUUUCAGGAACCAUUCCGUGGUUUCCUUAGGGUAUAAUUUUCAAUACAUUUACUAAUCCAUUUCAAUACUUUAGUAGGCCACAGGCAGACAGUAGAGCGAAAAGAAGUCAAAUGGAAAUAGAUAUUUGUGCUGAUGCAGGACGAGGCCGGUGCCCUGACUAGCCCAUACCACACUCAAAUUAUUCUCUCACAAAUAGAUAGCAAUGGUUUGAUGCAAAAAAAUACUUGUUUAAAGCACAUGGGAGAAAAUAGGAUGAUGCGAGACUUGACUUAGCUGAUGUUUGUUAGGCAAUAAAACAUACAUAUUUUUUUCAACUUUAAAUAGGCAUCUGUUGAUCUUAAGAAGAGAUGAGUUGAGCUAAGCAUAUCAGUGUUAACCUAGUCCACAACUAUGAAUAUUUAAAGUAUAAUUUCAUUCAUUAGACGAACGCAAGAUUGGUGACAAGAUUGCAUUUCAGAAAUAAGCGACACCCCUAUACAGCAAAUUCCUCAGUCAGGAGUUCAGCUGAAUCAACCAAGGAGUCAAGCUCGUUUGGGUGACAUACAGCUCAAUCCAAUAUGAAUCAAGUCACGUAAACAUAUAUCAUCACGCAGAAUAGGAAAUAGGAUGCAGUACACAAAUGUCUUUCACUAUCAUUACCUUACGUCUGAACCUGGCAGCUGCGCCGCUCGUGUGACAGGCCCUCAGGUGAUUAUCAGUACCUAUCAUAGAUUAUAAUAUUUUCCUUACCUUGUCCUGACGUCUGCCAGUCACGAAAGACAGCUGAUGGUCAACGAUCUUUUCCUAGUUGUGUAAACGUCAGUCCUGAUCCACCAAGUUAUCAAGGUGACACACAAAUUCGGCGAUCACCAUUGAUUACACUUAACACUCAAAAAAUAAGACACUGAAUGGAAAAAGAACUGUGUCUCUUUGUGGCACUGACGGAUGUAUGAAGUAAACAACAUUCACCUCAUUCA